Pelagomonas calceolata is the source of this 4136-nucleotide messenger RNA. The record is from the annotation of a GenBank genome assembly. Lineage: Eukaryota; Pelagophyceae; Pelagomonadales; Pelagomonadaceae.
GCUGGGACGCCUCUGGACGCAUAAAUCAAGCCAAAAAACGCCGGAGAUGCUGCUCGAGUUUUAAAUUGGUGAGCUCGCAAGCGCCGCAUAGAUCGACGCCGAAGCUCUCCGAGCUACAGCAGCAAGCGACAGUACUGCACAGCACGCGUGGCGAAAGAGCGCACUGAAAACGCCCGCAGCGCGCCAAAAUCAAAGCUAAAAAUGGAGGCCGCCCUCUUCCAGGACACGCCCGCCCUCCUCGCGGCCCAGCUCGACCCCAAGACCCAGAAGGCCGCCGAGGAGGCCUUCGCCCAGCAGCAGCGCUCCAACCCGCGCCAGCUCGCUUCGGAGUUAGUCUCGUGCCUCGGGAACGGUCAACUAAAUCCGGCCGUGCGCCAGCUCGCCGCGACGCUCUCCAAAAGGUUCACGGCGCCUCGACGGGCGCUCGGCGCGCUCGGCGAGUGGAAUUCGCAAGCGGUCGACGGCUUCCGCGGCGCGCUCUGGCAGGCCUUGGCGAGCGGGCCCGAGCCGCCCGUCGCGCGCGCUUUAUGCGUCGCCGUCGCGGAAGAGGCGAGCGACGCCAACCAACCCUGGCCCGCCGCGUCCAGUAACUGCGUCGCCGGCCUGGGCGCCGCGCCGGGCUCGCCGCAGGCGACGGUCGCGCUCACGCUCUGCGCCGUCGGCGAUCGGCGUCCGUAUAUCGCGUCGAUGGCGUGGACGAUCGCCCACACACACCACACGAAACGCGAAAACACGAACGCAGGCCCUCGCCGACGGCGACGACGCCAAGGUCGGCCUCGCGGGCGACGCCAGCAUCUCCGAGGUGAUUGCACCAUUACAACAACAUUUAGCUUCGGACGCCGAGACCGGUGUUUUAGCCGUCAAGGCCGCUUGUACUCUAGCGAUCCGGUGCUCGUCGGCCGCGAGGAAGCAGGUCCUCGCUCCUUCAUUAGCCAAGGCCGUGUUACAAGCCACGCAAGUCUUCCUGACGAAGGACGAAAGUAAAGGUGUCGAGUGCCUCGACGCGCUCGUGGACGCGGCGGGCGAGGCGCCCGCGUUUCUCGCCGCCGAUGCCGGUCAAUUAUUAGGGCUGGUCGGCGCGGCGGCGAACGCGGCCCAGUUCGAGCCCGAGACGCGUUCCCGAGCGCUCGAGGUCGCUCUGGCUCUCGCGGAGGCGGCGCCGGCCGUCGCGCGUCGGCACGCCAAUGAUGUGGUCACGAACGUCAUCCCCGUGGCCGUUGGAUUGUCGCGGACGCCGGAGGAGAUCUCCCCGGAAGAAUGGGCGGCGCAGCCCUGUCCUUUGUUAGCCUUAGCCGACUGCGACGACGAAGGUGAACAUGUUAGGGGCGGCGACCAGGCUCUGCGUAGACUCGCGGCUACGUUAGGCAAGAAGGUCGCUCCGAAAUUACUAGGCGACGCCGGGCCCGCGUUAGCGUCCGAGCGGUGGGAAGAUCGACGAGCUGCCCUAGCUUCGCUCCACGCUCUAGCUUUAGGUGCGCCCAAGGAGCUCAAGGUCCACUUGGCCACUGUCGCUACUGUAGCGUCCCAGACCUUCGAGCGCUACGCUUCGAACAGUGAAGACCCGCGGUGUGUCUUGGAAGCUUGUAGAUUGGUCGGUGCGUUGUCGUGCGCGUCGGGCGAACCUUAUCAACGCGCCGCGGCGAAGAACAAGGUCCCGUCGCCUCUGUUGGCUAUCGCCCAAGCAUUAUCUGGUGUGACUUCUGGUCGAGUAGCGGGUGCUUUAUGUGCCGCCGCGUCUCUCUACGCGACCGCCGGCAACGAUGAUGUGGAAGAGCAGUCAGCGUGGGUCGAGGACUCGCUCAAUGUUCUCGUGCCCGCGCUGGCAAGGGCUCUCGGCGCGUCCAACGGCGACGCGUCGGCGCAGAAGGCCGUGUUAGAGGCCAUCGGCGCCAUCGCCUCGAGGGCGGAUUCCGUCUUCGGUCCGCAUUAUGCUACUCUGAUGCCCUUAUUAGCCCAAGCACUCCAAGGCACGCAAGCGUCCCAAUCUGAGGAAGUGGCGCAGAUGCGGGCGAGAGCCAUCGAGUGCGCCGCGGCUAUUGGGGCCGCCGUACCAUCUCAAUUCAGGAACGACGCGCCUGCUGUAUUAACGGCGUUGGUCGCCGACGCGUCCGUGCCGCCGCCUACCACUGAUACGGCCGAGGACGACGUGGACGACCUGGCUUUAUCUACCUUACUCCCAGCCGCUAUUCGAAUUGUCGCCACGUGCGGCGCGCAACACUUAGGAGAUGCGGCCCUCGAAGCCGUAGCCAAACCGUUGUUAGUCGCCGCGCAAGCCGAGACGCAGAUCAGUCACUCCAACAAUGUUGGUGAUGAAGAUGUUCGGAGAGAAGCUUCCGGUAUUUACUCCUGCGUGAUCGGUGGGCAUCGAGUUGCCGUGAAUCUACGAGCUAUUUGGGGGAAAGAAAAAGCUUGUGACUUGCUCGGGGAGUUGGCCGAGGCCUGCGGGCCGGCGUUACCUCCGUCCGUGGCUUGUGCCUUCGCUUCGGCGCUAGCUUCCAAUCAAACGUGCAUUGGGGCCGAAGCUGUCAGAUCAACAGCUUCCUGCUCGCUAGCUCAGGUCGCCGGGUCAGCUGUUUCUGCCUUCCGCGAAGACGCGUCCCGGAAGCCGCAAGCCUCGGCGCUCAUCGACGGCGCUUUACGUUCGACAAGUGACGCGUUGCAGGCUGAAAGAAGUGAUGAAGCUAGACCGUUGCACGUGCGCGCUUUGUCUGAUGUUUUAGAACACGUGGCCCAAUCCCACGUCGGCGGCUUGGAAGCUGGUUUACUCGAGGGCUCGAAGCCCUCUCCGUUAGCUGAUAGCGUGGACGAUCAAUUUUUAGAUUCAUUAGUGAAGUCCCUCAUCGCGGCCGCAAAGGAAUCUGAUACAAGGAGGGACAAGGUCGAGCAGGACUUGAAAGCCGACGGCGCCUUCGACGACGACGAUGGCGACGCCUUAGCGGAAGCAUUGGAGGCCGAGGACCAGCUCCAGGAGAAUGUGGUGAAUGCCGUGGGUUGGGCGCUCAAGGCGAAGCGAGACGCGUUCGCCGACUCGACGUUCAAGUCGACGGUCCUGCCGCACUACGCUCCUGUAUUAACGAAGGCCAAUGCAAGGGAAAAGGACGUGCAUGCCGCGUUAUGUACGCUCAUCGACGUCGUCGAGCACGGCGGUGCUUCGGGCUUGGUCGCGCAGGCGGCGCCCACUGUACUAGGGGUGUCUUUGAGGUUGGUCGGCGCGCGGGAGACCUCAGCAGGCGUGCGCGCCACGGCGGCCUACGGCGUCGCCGUCGUCGCGCGGAAGUGUGCUUCUGCAUUAAAAGCUGUGGACGUGAACCAGGCCUGCGCGGUCCUGAAAGCGGUCGUCGACGCCGGGGGUGCGUCGGCGGACGACGACGACGACGAGGAGACGAAGUCGAGGGCGGUCGAGAACGCGGCGAACGCUGUCGCGGCGGUGGCGGAUGCGUUGUACGCGCCCGAUAGCACAGAACGGCAGCAGUUGGUCGGGUGGUGGCUCGGGGCCUUGCCGUUCGAGGAGGACGACGAGGAAGCUAGAAGGGCCCACCGGACGCUGGUGACUGGUCUCGAACGGGGCGAUCCCGCGUUACGGGCGCACCUGCCGCUCGUCACGGCGCGCCUCGCGGACGCUCUUUCUACGUUGGAGGGCUCGCCUCCAUCUUCACCGACGAAGCCCUGCGAGACGCCGCUCGAUUCUAAUACGGCGCAGCGCGCCGUCCGGGCUUUGAAGGGCGUCAACGCCGAGCAGCCGGCCGUCAUCCAGUCGGCCUACGCGGGCCUCAUGAAGCCGGCGCAGGAGGCGCUCCAGAAGGCGCUGGCGUCGGCCUAGUUAUCUAUCCCUCUCUCUCCCCCGCUAAUAGAGCUGUGCUUCUACUGGCUCAGGCUCAGGCUGCGUCUUGCUAGUGUCUUACAGGCCGCUAGCCACGCAAAACAGGGAAUUUGCCGCUACCGCGAACCAGGUAGCUUGACUUCGUUAGUAAACGCCGCGUAAACAACUCUGACAAUCCCCCGUCCUGCGUUUUCUGCCGCUCGAUCGAAUCUAACCGACUGAGCCAAGUGAGAACACCCUGAGGCUCUGCCGCCGAGACGACCGCGCCGCGUUAUAAUCAAAUCGCGGAGAGACGUCUGGACGCCCCGCAGGCACG